Schistocerca nitens (vagrant locust) is the source of this 613-nucleotide messenger RNA. RefSeq lists its product as uncharacterized. Bases 138 to 497 code for a protein of 119 amino acids. NCBI's taxonomy places the organism in Eukaryota, Metazoa, Arthropoda, Insecta, Orthoptera, Acrididae. The transcript is spliced from 2 exons. The record is from RefSeq and is a predicted model, not a curated record.
AGGUGGUGCAGCCACCCUGCCCUGCGGCUGGCCUUGAACUGGCUGCGCCAGGGCAGAGCCACCUAUAAGUACACGGACGCGACCCCGGCGCCGGUAGUCAGUCCCUCAGCACCGACGACAAACCUAUCUGCUCCGUCAUGUUCAAGCUCGCCGCCCUCGCGCUGCUGGUGGUGGCCGCCGCCUCGGCGGUGCCGGUCAUGGUGGAGGAGCACUCGUCGCAGAUGGACCCGGGCACGGGCGCAGCCGUGACGUCGACGGUGAUGCAGCAGCGCUCCGGUGGCAACUUCGCGUACACGGUGCACGAGUCGCGGCAGUACCCGGGCCCGCUGGUGCCGGCGCCCAUCGUGCCCGCCGUGCAGGCGCCCGUCGUCCCGGUGCCGGUGCCGCUGCAGGUGCCCGGCCUGCAGUACGCGCUGCAGCAGGCCAUCGUGCCCGGCGCCGCCGCCCCCGCGGUCAUCGCCGCCCCGUACGGACACCUACCCGUCCAGAAGAUCUAGCCCGCUGACCGACGAUGCCGUUCACCUGCUGCUGUCAACUAUCACUGCCUGCAUCUGAAUUUAGUCUUGUACCCCCAACUUUUAUGGCCUCAAUAAAUACAUUCCUAGCACUACUA